Messenger RNA from Brassica napus (rape), 5944 nucleotides. RefSeq names its product protein DETOXIFICATION 7-like. Gene Ontology annotation, molecular function: xenobiotic transmembrane transporter activity; antiporter activity. Gene Ontology annotation, cellular component: membrane. Gene Ontology annotation, biological process: xenobiotic detoxification by transmembrane export across the plasma membrane. Lineage: Eukaryota; Viridiplantae; Streptophyta; Magnoliopsida; Brassicales; Brassicaceae. The record is from RefSeq and is a predicted model, not a curated record. The transcript has 10 exons. Bases 198 to 1682 code for a protein of 494 amino acids.
UAAGUCAAGUUUGUAUCAACUGUCCGACAAUAUCUGAGAUUCUACUAAGCGUUCUAGUAUUAUAUUCAGACCACUAGGGUCUUUGUUUAAUUUGUUUUGCAGUUCUGUAUUUCUCUACUGAUUAUUCGAUCCAUCAGUUAGUAUUGACUUUCCCUGUAACCAUUAUCAACAACCAAAAAAAAAAGUUUGCUCGGACGAUGGAAAGCGGUUUCUCCUUGGCACAGAGAGAAGAAGGAAAUUACAAAAAUGAGAAAUCUGCAGGGAUAAUGAUGAAGAAAGUGAGCUACAUGGCUGCUCCAAUGGUGGCAGUAUCUGUUUCUACGUAUCUCCUUCAAGUUAUCUCCAUGGUUAUGGCCGGUCACUUAGACGAGCUCUCUCUCUCCAGCGUCGCCAUCGCCACUUCUCUUACCAACGUCACUGGCUUCAGCCUCCUCGUUGGGUUUUCAGGUGCGUUAGAGACAUUGUGUGGUCAAGCUUUUGGAGCAGAGCAAUACAGAAAGAUUGGUUCAUACACUUACAGCUCAAUGAUAUGUCUUGUCUUGAUUUGUUUCCCAAUCUCUCUUCUUUGGGUUAACAUGGACAAACUCUUGGAGCUUUUCCACCAAGAUCCUCUCAUCUCUGAGUUAGCUUGUAGAUACUCCAUCUGGCUCAUACCGGCUUUAUUCGGAUGCGCUCUUCUUCAGCCUAUGACUCGCUAUUUCCAGUCACAAGGAUUGGUUCUUCCUCUCUUCUUGAGCUCUUUUGGAGCUCUCUGUUUCCACAUUCCCUUUUGUUGGCUUCUUAUCUAUAAACUUAGAUAUGGAAUCGUUGGUGCCGCUUUGUCCAUCGGUGUUUCGCUUUGGUUAAACGUAGCUGUGCUUUGGGUUUUUAUGAGAGACUCUGCUCUGUAUCGUGAAACUAGGAAUCUUGAGCUGCAAGAAAUCUUCUCGAGCAUGAAGCAGUUCAUCUCUCUAGCGAUUCCCUCUGCAAUGAUGAUUUGCCUAGAAUGGUGGUCAUUUGAGCUUCUGUUACUAUUGUCUGGACUCUUACCCAACUCAAAACUCGAAACAUCGGUGAUGUCCAUAUGCCUCACAACUUCUGGUCUGCAUUACGUUUUAGUGGAUGCAAUAGGUGCAGCCGCAAGCACACAUGUCUCAAACGAGCUAGGAGCUGGAAACCCAAAGGCAGCUCGAGCAGCGGCCAAUGCUGCACUUUACCUUGGCGCUUUCGAUGCUUCCUUUGUAUGCAUCACUCUUUACAAUUAUCGAAAAACUUGGGCGUAUAUCUUUAGCAAUGAGGUAGAAGUCGCUCACUAUGUAACAAAAAUCACACCGAUUCUCUGCCUAUCAAUCUUUAUCUGCAGCUCUACGGCCGUGCUCUCAGGGAUUGCGAGAGGAGCAGGGUGGCAACGUAUAGCAGGAUAUGCAAGCAUAGGAUCAUAUUAUCUGGUUGGUAUACCUGUGGGUUCAAUCUUAUGUUUUGUUGCGAAAUUGAGAGGGAGAGGACUUUGGAUUGGUAUAUUGUUAGGCUGCUUUUCCCAAACGAUGGUUCUUGCUCUUGUCACUGUUUUCACCAAUUGGGAGCAAGAGGCAACGAAGGCGAGGGAUAGAGUAUUGGAGAUGACACCUAAAGGAAACCAAGAAACAGAAAUCAUAAAAGAGGAUGCGCAAGUUCUACUAAGCAAUAUUUCAGAAAAUGUGUAACCCCAUGUCCAUAUGUUUCUGAUUUACACAAGCGUCUGUGUUUCUAGUUCACAUAAGCAUGUGUUUAUGAAUCAAAUAAGAAUAAGGCUUCAAAUGUUUCCAAGCACACCACAGUUAAUAGUAACAAAAAUCUCUACAUAUACCUAUGUAUCUAUAUAUUUUUGUUAUUAUUAGUACCACAUUACAGUUGUUCUGCAAUUGUCCACAUUUUAUCAUUCGGAGCCUAUGUUUUUUGAAUUGACUAUUGACAAGAGUUGAACAAUGAACUGGAAUCUGGAACAAUAAAAUACUAUUAGACAACAAAUAUAUCGCAAACUGAAAUCAUAUUAUUCUGCUCAUAAAUGAUUUUCAUUUUGAUUACCUCGAAUCUUCCUUAUACGUACAUGUUCUAGACAACUAUAUAUUAUCUAUCGAGAGAAAGACAACAUUGACAUGGGGAAAUCCGAUGCCAUCUUCAAAAAUAGCCAAACUCAUUGACAGAAAUAUGACAAAUUGGCUUAUUUCACCUCGAGCAGCUGGAAGGUCGCAAAUACGAUAAGGGGUUGUGUGCGGUUCUCUUGUCAACCACCUGAUCUCGUGAGUCAUGACAACAUCAUCCAAAUCCAACCUUUCAUUUUUGGUUUUAAUUCUGUAUUCGUUGUAUUAUGUUUUUUUCUCCAAAAAAAAAAGUUUUCUUUCAGCUAAAUGAUGAAGAUAUUGUAAUUCGGCCACCCCAGUUUCCAUCUUUCUUUUUAGAGUUUACCACUCUUAAUUUCUCAAAAAAUUGAAUCUAAACCGUCAAAAUCGAAAGUCGUCACACUAGUAGUUUACAGAAUCUCCAUGAAACAAGAAUAAACUUAAAAACUGAAAAUCUGCUGCAUGAAAUUAGAAGAGUUUAAGUCAUAAUCUCAAUGUGCCUUUAUGAGAUUUCAUUGGCAAUGUAUUAUAUAACCCAACACAAAAAAAGCUUAAAUAAAUCGCGAAGAUUUUUUUUAAUAAUAUCUGUGAUUAAUUGAUCAUCACUUGGUUUAUUCGAUAGUGCAUGUUACAUUUAGCGGAAUUCUGAAGAUGGGUAAGUGUUUUUGUUUUGAAUUAAAAAAAAAAUUAGUUAAAAAUCAUUCAGUAAAUCAAGUAAUCAACUAGUCUCUAACCCUUCGUCUAGGCGUCUAUAUAUUAUAUUGGACGAGUAUCACAUAAUCAUCCAUGAUAUUAUUAUGAUACUUUCUAAAAAUCUCAGUGUCACAGUCACGGUAGUAUUUAGGAAAUUUCUUUGGCAUAUGGAUAAUGGUUGGACCUACCACGGAAAUUUAAGGAAUAUUUGUUACCCAUAUUUGACAAACCUUGUAUCCAAGCAUAACCAAAUCAUAUCUCCUCAACCUUACUCAACCCGAUGUCGAAAAUUCUUUUCCCUGCCAAGCAUCUCAGUAACAACCUUAACCCUUCCUAGAUCCAUCCAUAUCCGAAAAACUGUGUGAAAAGAAACUUCGAUUACAACCGUGCCGAUGACCGCCCCCCAAGCAUAACCAAAUCAUAUCUCCUGAACCUUACUCAACCCGAUGUCGAAAAUCCAUCCAUAUCCGAAAAACUGUGUGAAAGAAACUUCGAUUACAACCGUGCCGAUGAGACACAUUUUUUCCUAAAAAAACUUUGAGUAAUAAUUGACAAAAACCGAUUUUUACAUGUGUCUUUUUCAUAUUAGUGAAAUUAUUAUUUCAAUAUUUAAAUUUAAUCAUAAAUAAAUUAUAAUAAUAAAUUAAUAUAAAGAGAAUAACAAAUGCUUAAAGAACUGUCCAUAAGAGAAUUGGUGUUAAUAAUGCCCUUAGAGCACCACUAAUGGAUAUAUAAUUUCACAUAUAAUCUCUAAAUUAGUAUAACAAAUACUUAAAAAACUGUGCACAAGAGACUUGUGUUGAUGAUGCCCUUAGAGUACCAGCAAUGGAUAUAUAAUUUCACAUAUAGUCUCUAAAAUUUCAAAAAAAGUCUCUAAAUUAAUUUUUAUUGAUAUUUUAAUUGCACUAAGUGAGUUAAUAAAUUUUUUGUGUAAAUUAAAUUGAGCCAAUAAAAAUGGACAAGCGUAAAUACAGUCUCUACAAAAUAGUCUCUUUGCAGAGAAAUGAUUGUGGCAUUUUCUAUAAUCUCCUCCAACUUUUUCUUUGUUAAUUAUAUUUUUUGUUGAAAGACUUCCUUGAGAGAUCAUCACAUACUACUCAUCAAAAUCUUCUUCCUUGACUUUCUCAACUAUUUUCUGACAGUUGGCACUAUAUAUAGGAUCUGGUCCAUCUUGGGUUCUUAAUAAUUAAAUCAACCUGAUCUUUUGUAUUUAAAAACAGCUAUUGACAGUUUUAAGAUUUAAUAUAUAUAUAAAAUAUUUAAUAUAUAAAGUUAACACACCCGUGACCAUUUAACCCAAAAAACAACCAAACCAGAUUAGUUUUCCACAAGACAAUGCUGUUUUUUCUUCCAAAUCGUUGAUUUAUGGUCCAAUUUUGAUUCCUUUUGUAAACGUUUAUUUCAUUACAAGUUUGACAAGUAGAAAAAUUCCAAAGAUCGCGAUAUGAGCCUUGUUCAUUAAUUAUUAUUCUUUCCUGAAAAUCCUUGGUCAUUAAUUAUCAUGUCAAAUUUUUAUUGAAAGCCAAACCUUAAUAAGUCAAAAUCAUAUUGGCUUUCGCUACUAGACUCCACAUUUUCUAAAAGAAAAGAGAAGAAGAAAACACACAAUGGAAGAUCCGUUACUGGUAAAUUACAAGAAAGAACAAGAAGUAGAUAAGAUAAGAUGGGAGAAGUUGAAGAAAGUGGCAUCCAUGGCGGCUCCCAUGGUGGUCGUAAACAUAUCUCAAACCCUUCUUCAAGCCACUUCUACAAUGAUUGUCGGCCACAAAAGCGAGAUCUCUCUAGCUGGAAUUGCACUCGCCAGCGCCAGAUUAUCCUAUUUAAUCUCCUCUGAUUUAAUUUUAUUACAUACAAUUAUUUGAAUAACAGUCUGGACUAGCGAGCGCAUUAGAAACAUUGUGUGGUCAAGCCUUUGGAGCUCGUCAAUACGAGAAGCUCGGGUCAUAUACUUUCACUUCCAUUAUUUCUCUCCUCAUCAUAUGUUUCCCAAUCUCUCUUCUAUGGAUUUUCAUGAAGAAUCUUUUGUUAUUGUUUCAUCAAGACCCCGAAAUAGCAGAGAUAGCUUCUGUUUACUGCCUUUGGCUCAUACCAGCUUUAUUUGGUUACUCUGUACUUCAAUCUUUGAUUCGCUACUUCCAGACACAAAGCUUGAUUUUUCCUAUGGUUCUGUCUUCUUUAACGGUUCUGUGUUUCCACGUGCCGGUUUGUUGGAUUUUGGUUUACACUUUAGGGCUUGGAACCAAAGGUGCAGCUUUAUCUAUAAGCCUUUCGUAUUGGCUCAAUGCGGUUUUCCUCUGGUUUUUCAUGAGACGUUCUCAACUUUGCGAUGGCAAACGCGUUUUUAUAUCGAUGGAAGCGUUUGGUCACAUGAGGACGUUCUUCUCCUUAGCGGUUCCUUCUGCGUUGAUGAUUUGUCUUGAAUGGUCGGCUUUCGAAAUUUUGAUUCUUAUUUCCGGAGUUUUACCCAACUCAAAGCUGGAGACAUCUGUGAUUUCCAUGUGCGUGACAUCGUCUUCUUUGCACUACAAUCUAGCAACUGCGAUUGGUGCGGCCGCAAGCACAAAUGUGGCCAACGAACUAGGAGCUGGAAACCUAGUCGCAGCUAAAGCUUCUGCGUUUGUUGCAAUCAUGAUUGCAGCUGUUGAAUCUUCUUCCGUAAGCUUUGCUCUGUUCAUGUCAAGCAACGUUUGGGGCUACGCUUAUAGUAACGUCCCUGAAGUGAUUCACUACGCUGCAGAAAUAACACCGGUUCUCUGCAUUUCCAUUGUCAUGGACAGCUUGUCAGCCUCACUAACCGGGGUUGUGAGAGGAAGUGGUAAGCAGAAGAUUGGAGCUUAUGUGAAUAUCGCUGCGUUUUAUAUCAUCGGAGUUCCAGUAGGACUUCUUUUCUGUUUUAUACUUGACUUCAAAGUUAAAGGUCUCUGGAUUGGAGUUCUUACUGGAUGCACUGUGCAAACUAUCACCUUGUUUCUCAUUACUACAUUCACAAAAUGGACCAGUGAGGUAACUGAGGCCUCUAGCUCGACUGUUUAAUAUGCCAAUUAUUGCGGUUGUGUUCCCAUAAAAUUAUUUGUAAAGUCUCAGUUAGUACUUUUAUUUUUGAUUUUUUCUAUCAGUAACAUGCGAAUUUUUUAUUUGAAAAACAAAUAAAACAAUACAAAUAUAUUGUAACA